AUGGCAAAUCCGGUCAACUCUUUCAGCUAUAUGAAGAACCGUUCUGCAGUUGUCUGUUUUGCGGCAGACUCUGGCAAUCAGGAAUCAGCUGGAACGUCAUCUGGCCAUGAUUUAAAGCUAGAAAAUAGUAUGCCACGGAAACCCGUUGUGACAGAUAGAGAGGAGAGAGCAAAGUUGUUGCCAACAAUACAACUGUCAACAAAUUAUGAUAAUUCCAUUUAUCAAGAAAAUAUAUCGCUGAGAUCAUUACCUGGAAACGACUCUCCGAGCCACCCAUUAGAAAACGAUGAUGUGUUCGCGGAAAAGGAAACAAAAAAGCAGAGGCGGAGGCACAGAAGAAGGAGAAGUGGAUCUCUCACAGGAGGCUUUUGGUCUAGAAAAGGCCGUGGCUUGCUUGGAUAUGCAAUUCCUCCUCCUAAUGUUCAUACCACCGAUUGGCGAGAUAUGCUGGCCGUGACUGAGUAUAAGGAUAAUGAGGAAAACUUCGGAGUUCGGAAGUUGAGUGAUAUUUAUCCUGACACUAGUGGUGCUCAACUACAACCAACUCCUCUCUUCAAUCAGAUGAGAUUUGCCGAUUCCGACUUAUCUCUCAAUCGGGCAAACUGGAUAACUGAUACUUUCUGUAGAAGAGAAUGCGCUCGGUUUGUUGCCACAAACAAAGAUCCCGAGAAAUGCGGAUGUGGCCGUGUUCGCUCUGCUCAUAUAGAUAUUCCAACUCUCACUAGUUCUCUUCUGAACUAUCAAGGCUAUUCCCUUGUAGAGAAAAAACGUAACGAGACUGAUGAUGACAAUCAAAGCGAUGGUAUCAAGAUCAAUGUUGGGAAAAGUCGGAUCAAAGUUUCUCCUAAUGAGCGAUGGAGUCUAAAAAAGCACACUAUUUCUUUGGCUACUAAUGCGUUCGGAACAAUUGAGUUCCAAGGGGGUCCUCAUCCCACUAAGGCUCAAUAUGUGAGACUAGGGUUCGAUACUGAUCCUUCUCACAUUAUGUCAUUAUUCGAACAUGUUUGGCAAAUCUCUCCUCCUAAAUUGAUAAUAACUGUUCAUGGGGGAACUAACAAUUUUGAUUUACAACAUAAGCUUUCUCGAGUGUUCCGUAAAGGUCUUUUGAAAGCGGCUAUGACAACCGGUGCUUGGAUUAUCACUAAUGGAGUGGAUGCUGGAGUUGUCAGACAUGUUGCUGCAGCUCUGGAAGGGGCUGGUUCUAGUUCAAGAAGUAAAGUAGUGUGUAUAGGAAUAUGUCCUUGGGGUUUGAUAAAGAAAAGAGAUGAACUCUUAGGAGAGGACACUUGUGUUCCAUAUUAUCCCUUCUCUAGUAAAACUAGGUUUUCAGCUUUAAAUAAUAGACACUCUUAUUUCCUUUUAGUUGACAAUGGAUCAGUUGGCAGAUAUGGAGCUGAGAUUAUACUUCGCAAAAGACUUGAAAACUACAUUGCUCAAAAACAAAAAAUUUUUGGAGGUACUCGUAGUGUUCCAGUCGUGUGUGUGGUGUUAGAAGGAGGAAGUUGCACUAUUCGAUCAGUACUAGAUUAUGUGACAAAUGUUCCUCGUGUUCCUGUUGUGGUAUGUGAUGGUAGUGGAAGGGCAGCUGACCUUCUGGCUUUCGCACAUCAAACUGUACAAGAUGAUGGAAGCUUACCUGACGGUGUUAGACCUCAGCUUGUCAACUUGGUGGAGAAGGUGUUCGGGUGUGGAUCGACCGGAGCAGAUCGUGUUAUCUCGGAGCUCAUCAUGUGUGCUCAACAGAAACAUCUCAUGACUGUGUUCCGAUUAGGUGAAAAGGGGAAACAUGAUGUCGAUUAUGCUAUUCUAACAGCUCUGCUGAAGGGACAAAAUCUAUCUAGUGCUGAUCAACUGUCUCUCGCAUUGGCAUGGAAUCGUGUGGAUAUUGCACGUUCAGACAUCUUCACGGGUGGACAGGAAUGGCCUCAAGCAGCGUUGUUCAAUGCUAUGAUGGAAGCUUUAAUACAUGACAGGGUUGAUUUUGUUCGAGUUCUUCUUCAAAAUGGAGUUAGUAUGCAGAAGUUUUUAACAAUUGGCCGUUUAGAAGACUUGUACAAUACUGACAAAGGCCCGCCUAACACUCUCUACUAUAUAGUCAGAGAUGUUGUGAAAAUUAAACAGGGAUAUCGUUAUAAGCUAACGCAUAUUGGAAUGGUUCUGGAGAAGCUGAUGGGAAAUGCUUAUAAGUCGACCUACACAACACAGGAGUUUCGCCACAAGUACUCAAAAUUCAUGAAGAAAUACCGAUCGCGUAGCAAACUUGGCAAAUUGAUAACAAAAAGUGACAGAACAAGAGGCGGUUCUGAUGCUAUUUCGCGACAGUCUACUGAUCAAGGGCCGUUCGGAUCAUCUUUCGGAGAGCCAUUAGGAAUAAGUGAGACUAUGGUCACAGCACCAAGUGGAAGUAGAGCUUUGAGUAAUCAUAUUUUGUGGAGGACUGCUUUUCGUCGCGAUAAUCCUAUUAAUCCUAUUGCUCUUCGAUCGGGUAAACUGGGAGAUUCCAAGGAAUGCUGUAGUGAAAUAGAUGAAGAUUUUUCGUCAACUGGUUCUGAUGGAAGUUGCGCAAAAGAGUUCGAAUUUCGCUAUCCAUUCAGUGAACUUCUCAUUUGGGCUGUGCUUACUAAAAGACAAGAAAUGGCUAUGUGCAUGUGGCAACACGGAGAAGAAGCUUUAGCAAAGGCUUUAAUAGCGUGUAGAUUAUAUAAAAGUAUGGCCACCGAAGCGGCAGAAGAUUAUUUAGAAGUAGAGAUUUGUGAAGAGCUGAAAACUUAUGCUGAAGAAUUCCGAGUGCUUUCACUGGAACUUUUGGAACAUUGCUAUCAACAAGACGAUGCUCAAACGUUACAGUUGUUAACAUAUGAACUUUCGAACUGGGGAUGCCAAACAUGUUUAUCAUUGGCUGUAAUGGUGAACAAUAAACAGUUUCUAGCGCAUCCUUGUUGUCAAAUUCUGUUGGCUGAUUUAUGGCAUGGAGGUUUACGUAUAAGAAGCCAUUCGAAUCUCAAAGUAAUAUGUGGUUUACUAUGUCCGAUUUCGAUACUAAUGUUAGAGUUUAAAACGAGAGAAGAAUUGUUGAAUCAGCCGCAGACCGCUGCUGAGCACGAACAUGACAUCAACGAUACUAGUAGCUCAUCUAGCUCUAGUUCUAGUUCUUCCGAUGAUAGUUCAUCGAGCAGUUAUGAAUACGAUGAUGAUGAGGGCGCUCAAUCAGAGAAAGAAGUCACUAGAAGAAGCAGGCGGCAAUCAAAUGGUAGCGUCCAGUCUCUUAAUAUUGCUUCCCUCUUCCAUAGCCGUAGGAAGAAGCGAAGGGAGAAAGGGGACACAAAAGACUCGGAUCAUAAUGAUCCUAAUAAAAUAGAAAAAGGAGAAUAUGGUACUUUUAAAAACAACAGGGUACAAUCAGGUGCUUUAACUCCUCCAUCUUUUGUCAGAAAGCGAACUAGAUUAACUUCAUACAAACAACAAUCCGGGAAUAAAAGUGACUCUAGUAUGAAGGGGUCCGUUUAUGGAUCAAAGCCUAACGUCAGAGAUAAUGAUCAUAAAACGAAGCUUUCUGUAACGAAAGAAAGUGAAAUUACAUUCGAUAAAAGAGCUAUUUUACUUGCUGUUGGCGCGAAUCUUCCUCGAAUGCGACCCAUAAAAAUACGUCGAAGACUUUACGAGUUCUAUGCUGCACCUAUCACAACGUUCUGGGCUUGGACGCUUUCAUUUUGUUUGUUCUUGGCUUGUUUCACAUAUGUUCUACUGAUCAAAACUCCUACUAAUCCAACGUAUCUGGAAUGGGGACUCUUUGCCUAUGUUAUAGCUUUCGGUUUAGAACAUACUAGAAAAUUUAUAAUGUCUGAUAUGCAUGCUUUUGACCAGAAACUGAAGUAUUUUUUUUUCAACUAUUGGAAUACCAUAACAAUGGCAGCUGUAAUUUCUUUCAUAAUAGGAUUUGCUAUGCGGACUUUCGGUGUGAUUGCUUAUGGGCGUGUAGUUCUUGCAUGUAAUUCAGUAUUAUGGACGAUGAAGCUUCUGGACUACAUGAGCGUUCAUCCUAAACUUGGUCCCUACAUUACUAUGGCCGGAAAAAUGGUGUUGAAUAUGUCAUACAUUAUCGUCAUUUUGGUCGUGUCUUUAUUAGCAUUCGGAUUGGCAAGACAAUCAAUUACUUACCCUAAUGAGGAAUGGCACUGGCUACUGGUUCGAAACAUUUUUUACAAACCGUAUUUCAUGCUUUAUGGAGAAGUCUAUGCGGAUGAGAUUGAUACUUGUGGUGACGAUGCUUGGGAUGCCCAUCUAGAGAAUAGAAACCCUAUUAACAUGACAAGUGAAAAUGGCAUCAGCUGUGUCACUGGUCACUGGAUACCUCCGAUUCUUAUGACGUUCUUCCUCUUGAUAGCGAAUAUACUACUCAUGAGUAUGCUUAUUGCUAUUUUCAACCACAUUUUCGACCAAACUGAUGAGGUUGCCCAGCAAAUCUGGUUGUUUCAAAGAUAUCGUCAGGUUAUGGAGUACGAGAGUACCCCUAUUUUUCCUCCUCCCUUGACACCCAUCAGUCAUGUUCGCAUGUUCUGUAAGUAUAUCCAGUGGCGAUGUAAUCGCAAUAAUUAUGAAAAUCCCUCUGAUAAAAAUCGAAAUGUAUUCGACUUUUCUUUAAAACUGUUUUUGGAUAAAGACCAAGUGGAGAAACUUCAUGACUUUGAAGAGGAUUGUAUGGAUGAUUUAGCUAGAGAAAAGGAAAAUAAGAAGAACACAAGCAGUGAAGAGCGAAUUAAUCGUACAGCUGAAAGAACUGAUUUAAUUCUGAUCCGUAUGAAUGAUUUAACUACUAAAGAGAUUGUUCUCCGAGAAGCUAUGGGCGAAAUGGAUAACAGGUUGAUGACUAUUGAAAAAAAUCAAGAAGAAAUGCUGGAUUUGAUCAGAAGUCUCUUAUCGCAGCAAUCAAUGGGCUUAAGAGCACCUUACAGCCCUGCUCCGGAAAGCCGACCUCUCGAAAUUGUCACGGAACAUUCCCCUAAUUUGGCUUAUUCUGUUGAAAGGAUUGCACCGCUUCCUAUUGCACAGAGAAGACCCCGAACAAAUACUUUCUGUGUGGGAGCACAGUCUACGGAUGACGCUCUACUCUCGCCGGAUCCUACUGCUACACAUUUGCGGUUUAGUUCACAAUUGUCGUUAGAACAAUCAAAUGCUAAAGCAAUUGCUAAGAGGCGACAACGUCAUGAAGAAUACACUUCAAUUACCGAUGCUAUCGCGUUUGAUCCUCGAGAUCGACGUCUUCUGGGAUUGAAAUCUCACAGCAGUGAUCGACCGGGCUCUCCCGAUUCUGAUGGUGCUCGAUCAGAUAAUGAAAAAUCUAUGCGUGUGCCUUCACCUGCCAGAUAUGUGGUACAGGAACGAAGAAAAGAAAUGAAUGAGGUGAAAUCUAAACGCGAUGAAGAAGGUUUAGCUGAUUGUGAGCUCACGGAUGUUCUUUCCGACAAUGAAGAUAUAGAAGAUCGCCGAGUCAUUAGCCAUCAAAGCAGUGAUGAUCUCAAGCUACUUCAUUGA
This is a messenger RNA of Auanema sp. JU1783, 5532 nucleotides long. The record is from the annotation of a GenBank genome assembly. NCBI's taxonomy places the organism in Eukaryota, Metazoa, Nematoda, Chromadorea, Rhabditida, Rhabditidae.